Chinchilla lanigera (long-tailed chinchilla) is the source of this 978-nucleotide messenger RNA. It is a transcript of the gene Fitm1, whose product is annotated as fat storage-inducing transmembrane protein 1. The record is from RefSeq and is a predicted model, not a curated record. NCBI's taxonomy places the organism in Eukaryota, Metazoa, Chordata, Mammalia, Rodentia, Chinchillidae. The coding region runs from base 74 to 952 and encodes 292 amino acids. Gene Ontology annotation, biological process: lipid storage; lipid droplet organization; phospholipid biosynthetic process. The transcript is spliced from 2 exons. Gene Ontology annotation, cellular component: endoplasmic reticulum membrane.
UGCCCGGGGGGGCCCCAUCAGCCCCUCCUCAGCUGCCUAGCAGAGCAGGCAGUUAGUGGGGAGGGGAGGGAACAUGGAGCGGGGGCCGGUGGUGGGGGCAGGGCCGGGGACCGGGGCCCGAAUCCGGGCGCUGCUGGGCUGCCUGGUCAAGGUGCUGCUCUGGGUGGCCUCUGCCUUGCUGUACUUUGGAAGUGAACAGGCUGCCCGCCUCCUAGGCAGCCCCUGCUUACGCCGCCUCUACCAUGCCUGGUUGGCAGCAGUAGUCAUCUUUGGGCCGCUUUUGCAGUUCCAUGUCAACUCCCGGACCAUCUUCGCCAGCCACGGCAACUUUUUCAACAUAAAGUUUGUGAAUUCGGCGUGGGGCUGGACAUGCACCUUCCUGGGGGGCUUUGUGCUGCUGGUGGUGUUCCUGGCUACUCGGCGUGUAGCAGUGACUGCCAGGCACCUGAGCCGACUAGUGGUGGGGGCUGCCGUGUGGCGGGGCGCCGGCCGAGCCUUCCUGCUCAUCGAGGACCUGACUGGUUCCUGCUUUGAGCCUCUGCCCCAGGGCCUGCUGCUCCAUGAGCUGCCAGACCGCCGCAGCUGCCUAGCAGCUGGCCACCAGUGGCGGGGGUACACGGUUUCCUCCCACACCUUCCUGCUCACCUUCUGCUGCCUGCUCAUGGCCGAAGAAGCAGCGGUGUUUGCCAAGUACCUGGCCCACGGGCUGCCUGCUGGCGCCCCCCUGCGUCUUGUCUUCCUGCUCAACGUGCUGCUGCUGGGCCUCUGGAACUUCUUGCUGCUCUGUACCGUCAUCUAUUUCCACCAGUACACUCACAAGGUGGUGGGCGCGGCAGUAGGCACCUUUGCCUGGUACCUCACCUAUGGCAGCUGGUAUCAUCAGCCCUGGUCUCCAGGGAGCCCCGGCCACGGGCUCUUUCCCCGUGCACACUCCAGCCGCAAGCAUAAAUGAAAAGAAAUAAAGGCACAUCAGGCUUG